AUGUCAGCGGUAGCCAUGGAUUUCCUACAGAAAUACGCACCGGUCGUAGCAGAUCAGUUCGUCUCUAUGAACUCCACCCAAGCCCAAAACACUUUGUAUGGCGAUGUCAAUCUAGAAUCGUUGAACUGGUUGGAAAGGACUUGGGCGAGUUAUUAUAUCUGGAUGGGCAAUCCGGUAUUGGCCACCGGUGUAAUGAGUUUCUUACUUCAUGAGAUCGUCUAUUUCGGUAGAGCUAUUCCAUGGUUAAUCAUCGAUGCUAUCCCAUAUUUCCACCAAUGGAAGAUCCAACCUGACAAACACAUCACCAAAGAACAGAUCUGGAAAUGUACCAAAGUCGUCCUCAUAACCCAUUUCACCUGUGAACUCCCCUUGAUCUACCUUUUCCACCCUAUCUGCUGUUACUUUGGUAUGGCAACUUAUGAAGUACCCUUCUCAUCCCUCGGAUUGAUGGCCGCUCAGAUCGCCUUCUUCUUCGUAUUCGAAGAUACAUUCCAUUAUUGGGCUCAUAGAGGUUUACACUACGGUCCUUUCUACAAGAAUAUCCAUAAACUCCAUCACGAAUUUAGUGCUCCAAUUGGAUUGGCCGCAGAAUACGCUCAUCCAUUGGAAGUAUUGAUCCUAGCUCAAGGAACUAUCUCUGGACCUUUCAUUUACUGUCUUUUCAGAAAAGACUUACACAUUCUCACCGUCUACAUAUGGAUCACAUUGAGAUUAUGGCAAGCUGUAGAUGCUCAUUCAGGAUAUGAUUUCCCAUGGUCACUUCGACACAUCAUUCCUUUCUGGGCUGGUGCCGAUCAUCACGAUUACCACCAUAUGGCGUUCACGAAUUGUUUCUCUACUUCGUUUAGAUGGUGGGAUUUCUCGCUUGGUACGGAUGCCAAGUACCACGCCUACAAGAAAAGACUCGCCGCUGCCAAAGCCAACCAACGAGCCAAGAUCGAAAAAGAGGAGAACGAACGAGCCAUUCAGGAAGGUCUCGAAGCUGAGCGAAUGGUCUUGAUGGGUGGUCCUAACAAGAUCGAGAAGAUCAAGGUUGGUACUGGAAAGAAGCAAUAG
Messenger RNA from Kwoniella botswanensis, 1056 nucleotides. RefSeq lists its product as uncharacterized. NCBI's taxonomy places the organism in Eukaryota, Fungi, Basidiomycota, Tremellomycetes, Tremellales, Cryptococcaceae. The transcript has 5 exons. The coding region runs from base 1 to 1056 and encodes 351 amino acids. Gene Ontology annotation, biological process: ergosterol biosynthetic process. The record is from RefSeq and is a predicted model, not a curated record. Gene Ontology annotation, cellular component: endoplasmic reticulum membrane. Gene Ontology annotation, molecular function: iron ion binding; C-4 methylsterol oxidase activity.